AUGGCUCAUAACGAGAAAUCUGCAGCUGACGAUGGCACUCUUCAUAUGCGUGUGGAGAAAUCCCUAUCCGACGCGUUCGCCCUGUCCAACUAUGUCACCAUCGCCCCUGGUCAAGUCGAUCCUUCAGAACAUUACUUGCUCGUGAACAAUGAGUUUGUCUUUACUGCAAGAAAUGAUAAUUCGAUGCACAAGGGCGUACUUGGAACCAGCGCUAUGCACCGCCGAUGGGCUCAGUUGUCACUCAACGAAGAGGUUUCAGUGGUUCCUUAUAACCCAUUUGAAGAGAGCAACAGCGUAUACUUGUCAAGCCUUAGAGUUGAAGUUGGCUUUCUUCGCAAGAGCGCUCAAAUGGAUGUCGAUGACUUCGAUACUGAAAAGAUGGAGGAAGGAUUUUCUUCGAGUUUCCACAAUCAAAUCUUUUCGAUUGGCCAAAUCCUCGUAUUCGAUUUCCGUGGUGUGAAGCUCUUAUGCAAGAUUGCCGAUUUGGAAGUAGUGGAUUUGGAGACUUUGAAAAAGGCUGCAAGAGGUGAUAUUGAACCUGAAGCCAUGAAUGGAUCCCCUGCAUCACGUGGUGUUUUAAUGCGUCAGACUGCCAUCCAAUUUGGUAAAGCAAGUGAAUCCACCAUUCGUCUCAAAGGAGCCAAGAAAUCUUCUACUGCCAAGGCAUUGAUCAAGGCUGAUUUCAAGUUUGAGGAUCUUGGUAUUGGAGGUCUUGAUAAGGAAUUCAGCGAUAUCUUUCGACGUGCCUUUGCUUCUCGUAUCUUUCCACCUUCGAUUGUUGAAAAGCUUGGUGUACAGCACGUCAAGGGUCUCCUCUUGUAUGGUCCUCCAGGCACAGGCAAAACCUUGAUUGCUCGACAAAUUGGUAAAAUGUUGAAUGCUCAGGAACCCAAGGUGGUUAGCGGUCCCGAAGUCUUGAGCAAGUUUGUCGGCCAAAGUGAAGAGAACGUGCGUAAGCUUUUUGCCGAUGCUGAAGCAGAGUACAAGUCCAAGGGAGAGGAAUCGAGCUUGCAUAUCAUCAUCUUUGAUGAAUUGGAUGCCAUUUGCAAACAACGUGGUAGUCGUGGUGAUAGUAGCGGCGUCGGUGAUUCGGUGGUCAACCAGCUUUUGGCAAAGAUGGAUGGUGUGGAUCAACUCAACAAUAUCCUUAUCAUUGGUAUGACAAAUCGCAAAGACAUGAUUGAUGAAGCAUUGUUGCGUCCAGGUCGUCUUGAGGUACACAUGGAAAUUGGUUUACCUGAUGAAGGUGGUCGUCUUCAAAUCUUGAACAUCCACACAAGCAAGAUGCGUGAAAACGAUAUUUUGGAUACAGACGUUUCAUUGGAGGAGUUGGCAAACUUGACCAAGAACUACAGUGGUGCUGAGAUUUCUGGUGUGGUCAAAGCUGCAUCUUCGUAUGCGUUUACUCGGCAUACCAAGGUUGGCACAGUCGCUGAUGUUGCUCCUGAUGUCGAGAAUAUGAAGGUCAAUAUGGAAGACUUUUUAUCAGCCUUGCAAGAAGUCCCUCCAUCCUUUGGUGUUUCUGAAACCGAACUUAAGCAAUGUGUGCAAAAUGGCGUCAUCCCAUUUGGAGAACACAUCGAGCAAAUCUUGGCCGAUGGCAAAUUGUAUGUUGACCAAGUACGGGAAUCGGAUCGCACUCCCGUUGUCAGUGUAUUGGUGCACGGACCUGCUGGAAGUGGCAAGACUGCAUUGGCAGCAACCAUCGCAUUGGAAAGUGAAUUCCCCUUCAUCAAACUCAUUUCCCCCGAAUCCAUGGUUGGUAUGACUGAAUCUGCCAAGAUUGCAGAGAUAAACAAGAUCUUCAACGAUUCAUACAAGUCGCCUGCCAGUGUUAUCGUCAUUGAUAGUAUUGAGCGUUUAGUGGAUUGGGUGCCUAUUGGUCCAAGAUUCUCCAACGCAGUACUCCAAGCGCUUCAAGUUUUGAUCAAAAAGAAGCCCCCAAAAAAUCGUCGUCUUUUGAUCAUUGGCACAACGACAGAGCACAAAGUAUUGGAUGACAUGGAUAUUGCCGAUGCUUUUGAUACCAAGAUUUAUAUCUCUACUCUCACAUCUUUGGCAGCUGUGGAGACCGUGUUGAAGGAGCUUGGAUUGUUCAGCGAUCGUGAGAGGCAGCGUGCCAUGUCGGUGUUGCAUGAUGCAGGCGUGGAUGGCAAGAUUUCCAUUGGCAUCAAGAAGCUGCUAAUGAUUACUGAAAUGGCCCGACAAGAUACCGACAAGGUUGAGAAAUUCUGCAACACGAUCCUUUCAUUGUAG
Lichtheimia ornata is the source of this 2256-nucleotide messenger RNA. RefSeq lists its product as uncharacterized. Gene Ontology annotation, biological process: Golgi to plasma membrane protein transport; intra-Golgi vesicle-mediated transport; SNARE complex disassembly. Gene Ontology annotation, cellular component: Golgi stack. The record is from RefSeq and is a predicted model, not a curated record. Lineage: Eukaryota; Fungi; Mucoromycota; Mucoromycetes; Mucorales; Lichtheimiaceae. The transcript is spliced from 13 exons. Gene Ontology annotation, molecular function: ATP binding; ATP hydrolysis activity. The coding region runs from base 1 to 2256 and encodes 751 amino acids.